AGAGGAUGACAUGUCUGCGGCACGUUAGCACUUUUCCUGUUAAUUUUCAGCUCACAGCCUCACACUUAUGCCAACGUAUAGGGAAGUGAACAUUUUCUCACCAUCCCUCACACACUGUGCUGUACUGAAUAAAAUCAUAUCAUGGUUAGCUACUGUCCAAUCUGUGGGAAGCCAGUCUACUUUGGAGAAAGGAAGAGAUCCUUAGGAAGAGACUACCACCCACUGUGUCUCAAAUGUCAAAAGUGUAACAGACAACUCAAUGCUGGACAACAUGCAGAGUAUGAUGACAAGCCAUACUGCUCCUAUUGCUACUUAAAGAUGUUUGGUCCUAAAGGUAACAGGUAACCAUUGGUAACCACCUGACCUACAAACCCACCAUUAAAGAAAAAAAAAAACAAAAAAAAAACUCACCAAUGGAUCAAGAUGACUUCAUCUUCUAAAGAUGGACAACAUCUACCAGCCAUGAUGAUCUAAAAAGUGGAAACCGUCCUCCAAAACUGUUUUGUAAUUACAUGUGGUUACUCUACAAUCGGACCACCGACAUUUUCCUCAACAAUUCA
Molecule: messenger RNA, 560 nt
Organism: Periophthalmus magnuspinnatus
Lineage: Eukaryota; Metazoa; Chordata; Actinopteri; Gobiiformes; Gobiidae
Exons: 4
Coding region: 142-345 (67 amino acids)
Biological process (GO): intrinsic apoptotic signaling pathway in response to DNA damage; regulation of gene expression
Molecular function (GO): zinc ion binding
Source: RefSeq, a predicted model, not a curated record